AUGCGUAACGGAUAAAAGAAGUGAGAAUGCUGUGGCUUGAUAAUAGGUGCCAUCUACCGAGCGAUCAAAAAGUACAAGUGAAUGGUUGAAUGUUUCAUUCAAGAAUAAAUGGAACGCUUACUAGUCGCACCUAUACCGGCCUUAACUCCAGCCGGCAUAUUUCCGUUGCGAAAUACACUUAAUUUUCUUUCGCACACGAGGUCAAUAUCUUGCAAGGAAUGUUUCUGUGAGUGCGCGGUUAAUAUACGUAUACCAUUUUCUGCAAGUUCCGCAACUAUAAGAUACAGUUAACAAUCGUAUGCUUAAAAUAACGGUGAAGCUGUUGGAGGCUAAAUCGCAUAUAGGUGCGUAUACUGAUCCAUUGCGUGAGAUCGAGGAAAUCGAACAAAGAUGGACGAAGAAACUAUGUGGAAAGGUUUCUAUCAUAAGAUUGUAGAAGAGAAAUUAGCAAAGGAGAAUGAGCAACGAGAUAAAUCGGAGCAUGAGAUAAGGAUUAAGAAAAGGAAAAUGGCGCAUUUUGUAAAACUGGACGAGAAACAUCCUUACUAUGCGAUCGCGGCUUUACGAAUGUCUCAAAGGCCGGAAGCGAGAGAAGUGACCGUCGCGAGAUUCUAUUGGAAAUUUGCGGCGUUCAACUAUAUUAACAAAAGAAUACAAGAAUCAGAUGGCGGCUUCUUCGAAAAUCUCGGCACAUUGCUCGCGGAAAAAGCUCGCGCCCAGGAACAAGCAGAAGGUCCACUUCCAGAAAAAAAAUAUGAAACGCAGGAAGAAGAAGAGGAAGAUACCUUGAACGAGGAAGGAAGCAUCGAUGAACCAACCGAAGCUUUGCUGGAAACUGACAGCGACAGAGAUGAAAAUGAACAUGCUCGGAAUUUCUUGGCCGAAUCGGUGGGCUUAAACAUCGAGGAGCUUUAUACUGCGUUAGUAUAUAUGACACAACAUCAAAUUGGCUUCGACGUCUCUAAAGAAUGUAGCCAAGAAACUCUUUUAAACCAUUUACAAAAUGCCUUCAAAAUUGAUAACAUAACCCACGAGGGAGUGUUGGAACAAACGCGAAAUCUUGAGCCACCAGAACUACAUCUUAACGUUGAAGUAAUCGAAGCCAAAGAAUUAGUCUCCAAAGAUUCUAACGGCAAAAGUGAUCCUUUCUGCGCUCUAUAUCUCGAAUCAGCACCUACCAGAAGAUAUAAUACUGCCGUGAAAACUUGCACACUAAGCCCAAUCUGGGAAGAACACUUUGAAUUACCACUCGAAGAUCCUGAAAAUGAUGUCUUAUACCUUGAAGUAUGGGAUUUUGAUGCUGCCGAAACUGUGCCUGAAAAGAUGAGUAAAGUUAAAGAUAUUAAAGGUGUUCGUGGCUUAGUUAAAUUAGCGAAAGAAAUUGCAGUAACGGCUACAACUGGUAGUCACAAUAAUGAAUUCAUUGGUCGAUGUCGGAUACCAUUAAAGGAUAUACCCACAACGGGCCAUACAAUGUGGUACGCUCUAGACAAGAAAAACAAGUCCAAACGUCGUGGUGUUGUGAAGCUUCGACUGGCCUUCAGCGCGGAACAUAAUGCACAAGUGGCCGCACAAGAGCACCGGCACCUGCUAAGAGUGCUGCUUCUUCACGAGAUUGAAACGGAAAAAGUCGAAAAGUAUUGUUGGUGUGGUCGUUGGUCAGGACCAGCCGAAGCGCUCAUUCUUCAACAUAGCGCGCAACGUGGUUUAUUAGCUAGAAAUCUCGCUCUGGCACAAUGGGUCGAAUACGCAAGCAUCCAUCAGGAACAUCCAUUAAGUUUCACAGUUUUUAAUAAACUUGUAAUCGACUUGCUCAGACCAAUGGACAGCGGUCUGUUCUCCGUUGACGAAACUAAACUUUUCUGGAAAGCCACGAAGAAAAUUGUAUUUUCAUGCUUAAACAGUAUACGAAAAAUUAGAAAGUUAAUUUUGGGGGAUAAAAAUACCAUGGUACAAUUAUCUUCCAUUUUAGGGAUAUUAUCAUCUAUAUCCUCUCUGAAAGUUCCUGAAGAUAUUAAUCUCUUUCCGGCCAAAAUGUAUUUCUGGUUUUCUGAAGCUGAUGAUUUAAAGAUAGACAUAAUCCAGGCUUUAGAAUACACUAUUACACAAAGCUGCGCCGAAUGGUUUGAACACAUACUAAGCAAUAAUUCGCCUGAUACAGAAUCGGAUGAAGACGCGCUUAGGUAUCAUAUUAAAGUAAUUCAAUUAAUUAGAGCGGACUUACAGAAAGCUAUUGAUUAUUAUGACAAAUUAUUCAUAAGGAGAGUCAAUGUUCCGUAUGCAAGAAUGAUGUAUAUUGCGUAUGAGAAGAGAAUCAGUGAUAUGUGCAUGAUCAUUAUAGAGGACGUGUGUGCCAGAUUGAAACGAAUUGAAGUUGAUAGCACUGACAACGCGGAAUUGAGUUUAGGCACGACUCUAUUCGAGCUUUACCUCACGCUUCAAAGAUAUGCCACACUUGGUCAGGUACUUUGUGCCGAAGGGCAAUUGGAGGAUAUGAAGAUACAGAGUUAUUACGAUUGGUUUAGGGGUGGUGUUGCACAUUGGCUAGAAAUCGCAGUGUAUAAAGCACUUAAACGCAUCGACAGAGCUGUCGAAAUUGAUACUUUGCAAGCAGUCGACAAUAGCGUUCAGUAUAGUUCCAGCGCUGUAGAUACAUUAACAACAUUCUAUCAAAUUAAAGUUUUUUGGACGCAGCUAGCGUGGCCCGACGUUGAAGGUUCCUAUACGUUCGUAGCAAGAAUUAUUGAUGACAUUUGUAAAUGUUCCAUGGCAUAUGCAGAUAAAAUGGCAGUAAAAGCGGAGCUGACAACAGAAUUAGAACAACUCUCGCAGAGUAGCGUCUAUGAAAAAAGGUUUACAAUAUCUACGGCUUGGUGCUUUGCCAUUAACAAUAUCGAUUAUAUCAGAACAUCGAUCGCACCGUUGGCGAAAGAUUUGGGACUGCAGAAUAUUGUGGAUGCUUUAGGAGAGCACAAGACUCAUGAGGAGGCUGAUCGUUGCCGACAGACUCUUCAGCUUAUCAUUGACAACGCCACAGAUACUGUGAAGAACAGGAUCAUAGAGUUGUUGGAAGUUGUAGCCAACAAAAUGACUCCUGCAAUGAACAGAUAUCUCAUGGAGGGUGCUGAAUUAAUUGACACGACCAGCAACGCAAUGGAUCGUCUGCUACAGUAUUUAGACAGUAAUCUAGGAACUUUGCAUGAUAAUCUCAACGAGGAUAACUUUAACAGAGUUCUCCUAGUGAUUUGGGAAAUUAUAUCGCAAACGUUGUAUGAACUAGUCAACACUAAUUUAGAGAAACGACGACCACCAGCAUUUUACUCGAACUUGCAUAAAACUCUUCACACACUCAUUCGAUUCUUUAAUCUCGAUGCCGAUGAAACAGCAAACGUGCAAGUUUUAGAGAAAAUCGAACGUGUUUUAAAAUUACAUGGACUUGAGACUGCCGAACUCAUACAUCGUUUUCAUCAGGAACGUAUGGAAGAACAGAAGGAAAUGGAAGAACCCAUUUACGGUCUUGUCAGCGUCAAAGCAUACUUCCUUGAUAAUUCAUUGAAUAUACAGAUUCUGAAUGCCAGAAAUCUCCGUUGUAUAGAUAGCAAUGGCCAUUUUAUAGGCAAGCUGUCUACUCUUGAGCGUAAACUACAUUCAAAAUCUAAACAAAGAGUCAAAGAAGGGAAGACAAGUAAAUGCGAUUCCUACGUAAAAGUCAGAUUACUGCCUGAAGAGAAAUUUGCCGAAAUUAAAGCGCCGAAGACACGUGUGCAGAAAGAAACGAUCUUUCCCCUUUUUGAUGAGACAUUUAACAUUCCUCUUACUCCGGAACAAAGAGCUAUAGAGAAUGCUAUAGUGGCAUUUGAGGUAAAAGACAAGGACUUUCUCAGAUCAAGAUUUAUGGCUGAAGCUUUUUUACCAUUUAAUGAGAUUCCUGACACUGAACCAGAAACUGGUUUCGCAAUUUUAGAACAAAUACAUCUAAAACUUUCUCGUCCGACCAAGAAAAAUACGGAUGUCAUUCGCGCAUUGGAGCAUCGGAAAGGAGACAAUCAAGCGACAGACUUCAUUUCAAGACUUAAUACUAAAACAAACACUAAAUGAUCCACGUGGAGCUUCGACAUUGAUCUACGUUUGGAUAAUUUUCGAAAAUAUGCAAUGCAGAAUAUAUUUACACAACUCAGUCUAUACAAGACGUGGCGAUGUUAAUGUGCCAGUGUUGCCUUAUCGAAAGUCGCUGUGAAUAUUUGUUGACACAUGUUCUGUCAUCACGCCAUCAUAAAUUCCAUAACGCGAUACUCACAAGUGUCUUAGGCUGUGUUCGAUUGUUUUUAUACUUUCGAGAGAAUUAUUGAAUAUCGCAUUUUGAAACUUUAAACCGAAACUGUAAGGCUGAGUAAGUGCUACUUAUAGAGAGACCUAUGUUUGUAUUUAUUGUGAACAGGUAAUUAAUCAUGUUGAAUGACUAUAUACUCAUUGUUAUAAAUACUUUUGUAAUAUAUAUGUAUUGUAAUAAAAACUUAUACAUAAUAUGCGA
Messenger RNA from Temnothorax curvispinosus, 4531 nucleotides. RefSeq names its product protein unc-13 homolog 4B (gene stac). Bases 391 to 4098 code for a protein of 1235 amino acids. The transcript has 19 exons. NCBI's taxonomy places the organism in Eukaryota, Metazoa, Arthropoda, Insecta, Hymenoptera, Formicidae. The record is from RefSeq and is a predicted model, not a curated record.